Messenger RNA from Stegodyphus dumicola, 2334 nucleotides. Its product is annotated as putative exonuclease GOR. Lineage: Eukaryota; Metazoa; Arthropoda; Arachnida; Araneae; Eresidae. The record is from RefSeq and is a predicted model, not a curated record. Gene Ontology annotation, molecular function: nucleic acid binding; exonuclease activity. Gene Ontology annotation, cellular component: nucleus.
AUAAAAAAUAUUUAACCUUCAGUUGAAUCGCUUUUGAAUAAUAAUAUGUAAAUCUUGUUAGGUUUGAUGAUUAAUGUAUUUCGAGAAAGCGCGGAAGAGCUUUAUUUGCCAAGAGGAUGUAUGCUUUUCUACGGGACUUUCUAAGGGAUAAUGCGCUUGUACGAAGACGCGAAAGUUACCUCGGAGCCAGUUCUUUCGCUUGCAUUUUGAGUCCGAAUGAAAUUGCUAGUCUUUAACGAUGUUACUUCUUGCCCGCUGGUUGGUUUUAUAUAAAUCUUAAAUACUUAUACAUAAGCUAAUUAUCCCUUGAAAUGAGUAAUAUUUAUAUAAUGCUAAUAAAACAGUACAUUUCAUUAGCUUCAUUUACUUAUUAGACGAGAAAAAUAUUAAAAAGAGCAAACUUUGUUCAAUUUCUGAUAUAAACGGCUGCAAUCCGUUAACGCCUAUCUUGACUUUCGGUUUAAGUUUGGUUUUGAAGAUAAUGUUUCCGUUGUGAGCUGCUACUAUCAAAGGCUAGUACUGAUAAGCAGUCGAGUGUAUGAACUUGAGAGAUAAGUGGUAUUUUCUGACUAAGUGGUCUACUAUGCUGAAUAUGCACACAGCAUGCAAAGCAAGUUAGUGUUUUAAACAAUUAUGCUGCAGAAAGCAUGCAAUAUAGAUAGAUAACUAUUAGGCUGCUUGUCGCAUGAGAGGAUAGUUUUGAAAGAAACGAUAUAGCACAUGCACAUUCGGGUGACAUGACAUGACUCAGGUUCUUCUGCUGAGGAAAUGGAAAUUCUGCUGGAAACAAAACAUUUUUGAAAUCUUGUAAAAAUGGCGUCGGUUAGCUCGCAUGAUGAAACGUUAGAUAAUGAACUAUACAAUACUUUACUGAAUUACAUUUUAACUGCGGAGGAUAUAAAGAAGUGGGGUUUUCCUUAUAAGCAUCCUACUAAACCAGGGAGAGUAACGUAUAACCCUUUAAAAUGCUAUAACUUGUCUUCUGAUCCGGCGAAGCAAGUCUGCCGCUGUGGGAAGAAGGUGUCGCUUCUAAAGGAAGACUGGUACAUAGAUCCUAAUGGAUGUGAUUACAUUCCUAAAGGGCUUAAACGUAAAAAGAAAAAAAAUAACAAAGCAAACAAUAAUGCAAAUCCUCCAUCCGAAUUUUUCAAAAGUGAGUAUCAUGUUUGUUGCUAUCAUUCGUUACUAGAACAUGAAUUUGUCAAAGCAUCCAGAAAAAAGGAAAAUGUCUCUGUUAAUAUUAAUGCAUUUGCUUUGGAUACUGAAAUGGUGUACACCACAAAAGGACUAGAGGUUGCUAAAGUCACAGUGUUAUCAUUUCCUUGUUGCUCUGUGGUAUACAAUACAUAUGUCAGACCUAAGAAUAUCAUAACGGAUUACAAUACAAUGUAUAGUGGAAUAAGGCUUGAAGACCUUGCAGGAAUAACAACGACAAUAGAAGAUGUACAAGAAACACUAUUAUCUCUGUUUGACAAAGAUAGCAUAAUAAUAGGUCAUGGCUUAGAAAACGAUUUAUUAGGUCUCUAUUUUCUGCACGAGAAGAUAAUAGACACAUCAAUUUUGAUACCUCAUAAGAAGGGUUUUCCUUACAGACAAUCUUUAAAGCGACUUGCAUGGAAAUGUUUGAAUAAAUCGAUACAUAAUCCUUCUAAUGCACAUGAUAGUAUUGAAGAUGCGCAAAUAUGUGUUCAACUCGUGCUGUGGAAAAUGAAUACAGAAUCUAAAAGGUCUAAAAAGAAACGUUCGCGCCAUGCAAAGAAGAAAGAUGUGAUGACAGCUAAAGAAGAAACUGUGAAAAAUAGUGAAAUCAAGUUUGAAAAAUAGUAUUGUGAAUUAUUAAAAUCGCUCCAAAACAUUUAUUUUUUCAGCUCAAACGUUAUUCAAGAAGUCGUAAAAAGGAUACAUAAUGUGCAAACUGAGGAAAUAAUACAACUUUCAUGUAUAAUGGAUUAUACAGUUCUAUAGUGCGAAGUUUUAGAAAGCUAUUAUAAAAACGAUUAUUUGAAAAGAGAAAAAGAAAUGUAGGAAAUUAACACCAAUGAACAGUUCCAAGUUUUUGAGAAUUUGGAAAACAGUCAACAUCCACGCACAACGAUCAUGAAUUAUUUGUAAAAAUAGCUUCGAUGCAAAUUCAUCAUUUUCCAUCGUGCAAAGUAUCUCUUUCAUUAGUCAAGACAUUUUAUAUUUUAUAAUAUUCAUUAUAAAUGCAUUAAUAUAUUUUAUGCUAUAUUUUUAACAGCUUUGAUUAAUGAUUAAUGUUAUGCGAAAGCAUAAAGCAAGAAUGAAAAUUUUGAAUAAUUUAUAAUUGAAUAAAAUUUGAUUCUUUAUAAUAGA